This is a messenger RNA of Orycteropus afer afer, 819 nucleotides long. RefSeq names its product olfactory receptor 1G1-like. Lineage: Eukaryota; Metazoa; Chordata; Mammalia; Tubulidentata; Orycteropodidae. Gene Ontology annotation, cellular component: membrane. The record is from RefSeq and is a predicted model, not a curated record. Gene Ontology annotation, molecular function: G protein-coupled receptor activity; olfactory receptor activity. Gene Ontology annotation, biological process: G protein-coupled receptor signaling pathway.
AUGUACUUAGUUACCUUGUUGGGGAACCUGCUCAUCAUCCUGGCCAUCAGCUCUGACACACACCUCCACACACCCAUGUACUUCUUUCUGGCCAACCUGUCCUUCAUUGAGACCUGCUUCACCUGCACCAUUGUCCCAAAGGCGCUAGUGAAUAUCCAGACACAACAUUAUACCAUCUCCUACACCGGGUGCCUUGUGCAGAUGUACUUCUUCAUGGCAUUGACCCUGAUGGAUGUCCUACUGGCUGUGAUGGCAUAUGACCACUACGUGGCCAUCUGUCUUCCUCUCCACUACACCAUGAUCAUGCAUCCCCAGCGUUGCCUGCUGCUGGUGGCAGCAUCCUGGCUUUGUUCCCACCUCCUGGCCUUCUCACUUACUUUCCUGAUGUCUCAGUUCUUUUUCUGUGCCUCCCAUUCCAUUCCACACUUUUUCUGUGAUGUACCCCCACUUCUAAAACUUGUCUGUUCAGACACCCAUAUCUAUCAGGUCACAAUGUUAACUGAAGCAGUUGUCUCAGGCAUGAUUCCUCUCACCUGUGUCCUGUCCUCUUACGCCCAUAUCAUCCAUACCAUUGUCAGGAUCCCUUCUUCUGGAGGGAAGAACAGAAUCUUCUCUACCUGUGGCUCCCACCUGUCAGUGCUCACUGUCUUCUAUGGGACCCUCUUUCUUGUGUAUUUCCGGCCCUCAUCCUCCUACUCAGCAGAUAUGGGAAUGGUUGUAUCUGUGAUAUACACAAUGGUCACCCCCAUGCUGAACCCCUUUAUCUACAGCCUGAGGAACAGGGACAUGAAGGGAGCUUUAUGGAGACUUCUUGGCUGA